ACUGUCACCGAUUUUUGUUCAAUCGUGUCAGCUGAAUUCGUGAGAAAGUGUUAUCGUAUGACUUUUAGUGGAAAAUUUAAGUAUUUUAGUGUUUUUAAUUAUUGGUACUAGAAUCUUGCAAAACAUUCGAAAAACUACUUGUACUGUUCAGUGGUUCAUCAUGUGGCAAUGGCUAAAUUCAGUGGCGUGUUUGAUGUAAAGGAGCCACCACCAUGGCAAAAUUGCUGCUACUGUAGCGCUUCCUCGUCAUCACUGUCUAACUUUUCCUCCGCAACGUUAUCGGGACUCCGUCAGCAGCAGCAGAACCAACAGUUGCUUGCCUUCAAAACACCAACUGAUUUUGUAAGGCACCUUCGGCAGCAUCACUGCACCGUGGAGGGAGGUUCCUUCGUGUGUCGCUAUGGCUACAAUGGGGUCUGUUCGUCGUUACCCCUGGACGGUGUCAGCGACCGAGAUUACGAGAUGCAUGUUAACCGAUGCCACGUGAACCAGCAACAGAAGGAAGCUCAGAUCAAGUGGUCUGUUUUUUCGGCGGCCCAAAAUCUUCCGGCCGUGCUAAAUGAUCCUAGCCGAGGCAAGCAGACACACUUUUUCACUAAGAAAUGGGGCGACGCCUUUGUUGAGCAGCAAGCCAUCGGAACAUCUCCUCAGCUGCCAGAUAUAAGGUGGGAUCAUUUUGAUUUCUAUCUGAAGCGAAUCGGCAAGCGCUACCGCGUUCAUACGCGAAUAGCAAAAACCGCGUUGCCGAGUGGGUCUAGUCAAAACCAACAGCAACCAGUAGUUAGUGAACGGUUGCCUAGUGGAGCGACCGCAAAUUUGAAUGACAUUCCUGAGGUUUUUCUAAAACAUAAAUUGGAGUUGCACAGUCCGUCAUCGUUUGUCGCAGUUUUUCCUGGCAUCGGCUAUGCAGGCGAACAGGCGAAGCAAUCAGGCCGAAUGCUACAGGAAAAAUUGAGUAAUUAUUUGGAUAUUGUCGAGGUGCUGAUUGCAAAACAGGUUUCGGAAAAGUCGUCGGCCUUCUUCCACGCCAUGACCUCCCAGGACGCUAUAAUGGAACAAAUGCGCGAGGCGGCAAUGCAUGUGGCUCGAUUGCGUUCAAGGCUCAAGGAGAUUGACGACACUAUCGUACGUGAGUCGCUGCAGAUUAUUAGCCUCGAGAGAACUCUUUCAAAUAAAACCAUCGUACUGGAACGGUUGAAGCUGAUGGCGACUGUCCAUCAGACCCAGCCGAUGAUUCAACUUUUGCUCAGCACGCAAGACUACGUGGCCGCUUUGGAUCUGAUAGGGACAACACAGGAAAUUCUAAGUCAAGAGUUGCGUGGUUUGCAUUGUUUUCGUCAUUUGCCAUCGCAGUUGAAUGAGAUGGAGCGGUUGAUUGACAAAAUGCUUACGACGGAUUUCGAGCGGUACUCGACAGCGGAUUUGAAUAGGCCAUUACGUGCAGCUCAUGAUGUGCCAGAGCGAGUGCUGGAGGAAGAUAAGCUUAUCUGUAUAAUUUCGGGUUUAUUGAGGAAGCGAAUUUUGGAUUUCGUCGACACGUACAAGGAGGAGGCGAUCACAACGAUCCGUGCGAUUGUGAAACAAAUGGUGAUCGAAGUACUUGCUUCGGGCGAUGCGGAAGUAUGUUUAACAGGAGCCGGAGAGGAGGCUCAAAGCUUAUCUUUCUCCGAAUGGAUUGCACUAUUGGAAACAGCGACCGUCACACUGCUUAAGCUGCUUCAACGAGUUCGAGCAGUGCAUGAUGUAAUGCAGCAGACAGCCGAUGCAAGUGCUGGAAAGAUAACAGAAGAUGUGAGCUUCAUUGAUACGGAAGCGUUUCUCAGUCCGGAGGAUUAUCAAGUUGUGCGAGCGAAAUUGACGAAUUUAUUACACUCGGUGUGUAACUAUUGUCACGAGCGUUGCGCCAAUUUAGUGUCUAACCAAAGUCUGGAGAAUAGUUCCGUUAGUUCAGACCAAAUCGCUAAAUUAGCAGAACUUGUCAAUCGAUUCUGCGAGGGAUGUGAACAAGUCUGUGGAACACAAAGUGCAUCGCUGAAGCUGGCGCUUCGAGUGCAUAGCUCAAGAUUCGCCCAAAAAUUCCAUUCGGAGAAAAAGUCAAAGUUGGCACUACUCUUGGACAGUGAACGGUGGAAGCAAGCGGAAGUUCCUUUCGAAUUCCAGAAUAUGGUGGAAAGCAUUACUGAAGAAAACUUCACGUGGACAAAAAACAUUGAUUCUAAUGGGGUAUCGAUUCCUUCACCUCCCCCUCAAACGGUUCUAAUAAUAGAGGGUCAACCUUUUGCCGUGGUUGGUGCAGCUCUGCUGCUUGUUCAGAUAGUCGGAGAAUAUUGCCGUUGUGCUUUUCAACUACCUUUGAUUGCAUCGCAACUGGCUCGUAACGUAAUUGACUUGCUGCGAACUUUCAAUUCUCGCUCAUGCCAGCUAGUAUUGGGUGCUGGAGCACUUCAUGUGGCCGGUCUUAAGAUUAUUACCAGUGGUAAUCUGGCUUUGGUAUCCCGUGCGCUUCAACUGGUUUUGUGGCUUUUACCGCACGUCAAACGUCAUUUCCAAUCACUUGAGGUGAAUGGAUCCACUACCAUUCUGAACGGGUAUGAAGCAAUCGAACGGGACUUUGCGUCUCAUAUAAAAGAGCUCGAAAAUAAAGUACUGACGAUCGUGUGUGAUGUGGUUAACGGACAGCUAACCAACUGGGAUGCCCGACCGCCAGUUCCCUCGCAACCAUUCCGUAACAUUAGUAGACAGUUCAUCAAAUUGCACGAAGCGAUAGCACCGAUCUUGCCGGACAAACAGGUUGCUGCCAUCUAUCGGGUAGUGCAUAGGAAUUUCAAGGAUAAACUGCGGGAACAGUUACUCCGUAACAAUAUCACAAACAACGGUGGACCGCAGCAUGGGACGGUUGUGUCGGAGUUAACGUUUUACAUGGAAACGCUGCGCACGCUCAAAGCAAUGCCGGCGGAGGAGUUGAACGACGAAACGUUGGAUGAUAUUUGGUUAAAGUGAGAGGAUGUGUACGAAACCUAGGCUAGGCCUUACUGUAAGUAGUUUUUUCACGAUUUCGCCUUUUCGUGCAAAAUAGCCAGUAGGUAGUAAAGAGAUGAUUGUAUUUUUUACGAUGAUGAUGCGAUUUCUUGUUUUGCCGUAACGUGUGCCAGAGAACCCAAAUUGUGUUAAAGUUUAGUUUUUAAUGUUGACUCCAAUGUAUUUUUUUGUAUUUGUUCAUUUAACAACAUACCGAGAAUUUGUUAGAAUAUGCUUUAUUUAAAUGAGGUCAAGAAAACAUCGUGUAAUUAUUCUAUCCUAUACAAAUGUUUCGUACAUUUCUCGUAUCAGGAGAAAACGAUCCAGAGUGAUCAAUGAGUUUCUUGAUGCUUUACUAGAUGACGAGUCGAACUAUGCUUUUACCGUUAAUUUAUGAAUAUGUUUUACUGGUCUUAUAUUAGCUUGCUCAGUGUCUCGGAAAGGUCAAGCCAAUAAAUACUGAAAUAGUAGUAUGUUCGGCUCAUUUCGCUAUUUUUGUAGCAUUAUUUUGUAUAUUAUUUAAUUUUUUUAGCAUAUUUGGAUUUCAGCGCGGCUACAUUUUUUUUUUAAAACUGAGCUAUCUUUGAGUUUUUAGACUCUGAACAAUAGAAACACUUUCUUUGAAUUAUUCUUUCAAUGUGUUUUACCAAUAUAGAGAAUAAUGAAGCCGCAAGAGGACGCGCAU
Messenger RNA from Topomyia yanbarensis, 3703 nucleotides. It is a transcript of the gene scat, whose product is annotated as vacuolar protein sorting-associated protein 54. Gene Ontology annotation, molecular function: syntaxin binding. Gene Ontology annotation, cellular component: GARP complex. The transcript has 3 exons. Gene Ontology annotation, biological process: retrograde transport, endosome to Golgi; Golgi to vacuole transport. Bases 169 to 3000 code for a protein of 943 amino acids. Lineage: Eukaryota; Metazoa; Arthropoda; Insecta; Diptera; Culicidae. The record is from RefSeq and is a predicted model, not a curated record.